This is a messenger RNA of Ceutorhynchus assimilis (cabbage seed weevil), 938 nucleotides long. NCBI's taxonomy places the organism in Eukaryota, Metazoa, Arthropoda, Insecta, Coleoptera, Curculionidae. The record is from the annotation of a GenBank genome assembly.
CGCACCUGAACUGUUCAUUUUUCCUCUCCUUUGCCCUCUCAAGCACCAGCAAUUUUAUGGGAGCAUCAAAAACCCGACGCUUGAAGUAGGGUGCGUUCCAGUGAAGCAACAGUUGUUUGGAGCACCAGAGUCUGAUGCAACGGGUGUGAAGCACCUUAAAAUUCGUCACUUUAAAGCAGCUCUGGUCUCCUGUUCUAAGAAUGGUCACUCAGUUCUGCUUGGAGCAGUUCGAGCAGAUACAAUUGGAAACUGCUAGAUCGAACAAGUGGGGCAUUGACGUAUCCCUUAACCAAACUUUAUUUUGAAUAUCAAUUAAGUAAACAACAACAAUUUAGUUUUUAAAUCAAGAAUGGACAAAAUCGAUGAUUAUUUAAGCAAAAAAACUGAAUUUCUAACACUACUAGAACAAGACAUCGAUAAAAAUAAAAUCAUACACUCACAAAUCGAAGAAAAAAUAAAAUCAUUAGAGAAAACUCGUGAAAAUAUCAAAAGUUUACACCAACAACCUGAACACAUAGCUUUGAUACCUUUAUGCAAAAAGCUCUAUGUACCAGGAACAUUAGUCCAUACAGGAGAAUAUAUGGUAACAAAAAAAGCUCAUCCAAACUCUUAUUCAGUAUUAAAAACUCUAGAACAAACAGUCAAAGACUUGGACGAGCAAAUCCUAGAACAAAGAGGUUUGUUUGAAAAAGGUAGCCUGGCAGUAAGUCAGCUGGUUGAUAGGAAAAAACUGUUGCUGGGAGAGCAAGAUGAAGAUGUGAUAGUAGAGAAAUUGAUUGUAAAUGAUGAGGAAUAUCAUUUAGCUGAGGAGGUUGCGAAAAUGCCUAAUGAAAUUAAGUCGGACAAAGGAGUUGCUGUUAAAGUGGGACAGUUCUUUGAGAUUUUUGAGUAUGAAGAAGAAGGAAGAUAGUUUUUAGAAUAAAUCAAUUUUCAAAGCA